Wallemia ichthyophaga EXF-994 is the source of this 1356-nucleotide messenger RNA. RefSeq names its product ENTH domain-containing protein. Gene Ontology annotation, cellular component: plasma membrane; clathrin vesicle coat; endosome. The transcript is spliced from 6 exons. Gene Ontology annotation, biological process: Golgi to endosome transport; endocytosis. Lineage: Eukaryota; Fungi; Basidiomycota; Wallemiomycetes; Wallemiales; Wallemiaceae. Gene Ontology annotation, molecular function: clathrin binding; phospholipid binding. Bases 1 to 1356 code for a protein of 451 amino acids. The record is from RefSeq and is a predicted model, not a curated record.
AUGGAUUGGAUUCAGAAAGUAACAAAUCAAGUACAAGAUCUGACGCCGUACGAUGUCAAGUCGUAUAUCGAGAAGGCGAAGAAUAUUGCAAUGAACGUGCCGGAGAUGGAAGCGAAAGUGAAUGAAGCCACCAACGACGAUCCCUGGGGUGCUAGCUCAACUCUAAUGCAGCAAAUAGCCCAAGGAACAUUCAACUUCCAAGAAUUCAACGAGAUACUCCCAACGAUCUACAGGAAAUUUAUGGAGAUGGAAGCCCGCCAGUGGAGACAAAUCUACAAAGCUCUCCAAUUACUCGAAUAUCUUGUAAAGCACGGCUCUGAGCGCGUGGUUGAUGAUGCACGCGCACACCUUUCAACCAUCAAGAUGCUCAGGAACUUCCACUUCAUCGACGAUAAGUCUAAGGAUCAAGGCAUCAACGUGCGCAACAGAGCGAUGGAAAUCAUUUCUCUGUUAUCGGAUGUCGACAAGAUCAGAGCAGAGCGCAGAAAGGCAAAAGCUAACCGCUCCAAGUACGUAGGUGUUGGCAGUGAGCAGCUUUCUGGUGUAUCUUUCAACAUGGGCGGAAGCAGAUACGGUGGAUUCGGUUCGGAUAGCUUGAAUACCACCAACACUUCGUACAGUGGUGGAGGUGGAUUCAGCGAUGCUGCUGAAAACAAUCAGGGAUAUGACGAUUACGAUGCUGGCGAUGAUGAUGAUCGUGCAGAGGAUUAUCACGAGAACACCCCAGCUAGCUCUACCUCCCAACCACCUCAGCAAACAAAACAGAAAGAACCUGAGGUUGACUUGUUUGACUUUGGGGAUGAACCCGCUUCUGCUCCUCCUGUUGCUCCUACGGCGGCACCUGUCCAAGCUCCACCUAAGACAACUCAAGCAGGUAUUUCAGAAUUCGACGAUUUCGACGACUUUCAGUCGGCACCUGUCUCAAAACCAAAAGCUCCAGCAAGCACGCAGUCCAUACCAAACAUCCAGCCUCCAAUGGGAAGCCAAAGCAACGCCCUUAGUAGUAUACCUCCAACGAUGCCAAUGAGCGGACUCCAAAGCCUCCAACAACCUGCAGCAACACCUCCUGCAAUGGCGCCACAGCCAGCUAUCAACCCAGCAACGAUGCCAAAUCGUGCCAAUGUACCUAACCAACAGACAAAACCAAAUGAUCCAUUUAGUGGAUUCGACGAUUUGUGGAAGUCUUCAAAGUCAACAAAACAAUCAGAAAACACAGCUAAACCAUCGAUGGCAUCAAUGGCGCAGCAGAAAUCAUCAGCUUCUUUGUGGAACACACCUACAUCUUCAAAACCUCAGCCAUCGCAGCCAUCGCAGCAAUAUCAAACACCGCAAAACAACGAUGAUCUUUUGCUUUAA